Molecule: messenger RNA, 1520 nt
Organism: Phacochoerus africanus (Common warthog)
Lineage: Eukaryota; Metazoa; Chordata; Mammalia; Artiodactyla; Suidae
Gene: PHOX2A
Product: paired like homeobox 2A
Exons: 3
Coding region: 4-864 (286 amino acids)
Biological process (GO): regulation of transcription by RNA polymerase II
Molecular function (GO): RNA polymerase II transcription regulatory region sequence-specific DNA binding; DNA-binding transcription factor activity, RNA polymerase II-specific
Source: RefSeq, a predicted model, not a curated record
CCGAUGGACUACUCCUACCUCAAUUCGUACGACUCGUGCGUGGCGGCCAUGGAGGCGUCCGCCUACGGCGACUUCGGCGCCUGCAGCCAGCCCGGCGGCUUCCAGUACAGCCCCCUGCGGCCCGCCUUCCCCGCGGCCGGGCCUCCCUGCCCAGCGCUCGGCUCCUCCAACUGCGCGCUUGGCGCCCUACGCGACCACCAGCCCGCGCCCUACUCGGCAGUGCCCUACAAGUUCUUCCCGGAGCCGUCGGGCCUGCACGAGAAGCGCAAGCAGCGGCGCAUCCGCACCACGUUCACCAGCGCGCAGCUGAAGGAGCUGGAGCGCGUCUUCGCCGAGACGCACUACCCCGACAUCUACACCCGCGAGGAGCUGGCGCUCAAGAUCGACCUCACGGAGGCUCGUGUGCAGGUCUGGUUCCAGAACCGCCGGGCCAAGUUCCGCAAACAGGAGCGCGCGGCCAGCGCCAAGGGUGCGGCGGGCGCGGCGGGCGCCAAAAAGGGUGAGGCUCGCUGCUCGUCCGAGGACGACGACUCCAAGGAGUCCACGUGCAGCCCCACGCCCGACAGCACCGCGUCGCUGCCGCCGCCGCCGCCGCCCGCGCCGGGCCUCGCCAGCCCGCGCCUGAGCCCCAGCCCGCUGCCCGCCGCCUUGGGCUCGGGGCCGGGACCUGGGCCGGGGCCACAGCCGCUCAAGGGGCCCUUGUGGGCCGGCGUGGCGGGCGGUGGGGGUGGCGGGCCGGGCGCGGGCGCGGCCGAGCUGCUCAAGGCCUGGCAGCCGGCGGAGCCCGGGCCCGGGCCCUUCUCGGGGGUCCUGUCCUCCUUCCACCGGAAGCCCGGCCCCGCGCUGAAGACCAAUCUCUUCUAGCUGCCGGCCCCUGGAGGCUCGGGGCCUGCCCUCCAGACCCGCCAGAGUCCCUCCCCCACCGGGCCACCUGCCUGGCGUCCCCGCCGGUCCCCCCUCCUCCCCACGGCGUCUGACCCUACGUGGGCUCUCCCCAGCUGUGAAAACCAGGUGGGAGCCACUCAUCCUCACGCACACCCCCGCCCAGCAGAGCCAGGUACUUUUCACUGGGGUGCCCUCGGCGAGCAGGGAGCCCCCUCUAGCUUGGCUUUCUUUGGAACCGGGAUCAAGGAACGCCUGUUCCUGACACUGGGCGAGCGAGAGGCGAAUCCCCACGCAGGAACAGCCUGGCUUCCUCCCCCAGCUCUGCAGCCCGCUAGGUCACUCCUCACCUUGGUGACCCGCCCGCUGACCGGACCCAGGCAGAGGCUGUCAGCACUGGGAUAACGAGUGGCCUGAAGGGUCCACGGCCGAUUUGUCCCUCAGAUGUGUCCCCGUCCAUCCCCAGGCUGUCUGGCACAGAGGGCGGCCCGCUAGAUGAGUGGAGGAGCUGCCAGGGCAAAGGGACAGAGGCGCUUCCUCUUUCCUGACUUUUUGUUGUUGUUGUUGUUUUCCUUUCAAAACCUUGUAAUUUAUUGAGGUGAGUUUUGCUCAAUCCAAAUAAAACUUAAUUUAUUGAA